AGAGUCGUCCGCCUGACCAGUGACCUAGACAGAAACACUCGAGUUUUAUUAUUUAUUGAUGAAGUUUGAGGUUAUUGCUGCUGAAAGGGCCAAAUUUAAUUGGCCGCCAGCGCGGAUCGUGGGCGAGUGUUUCAUUUAAUCCAGGAGUUUCCAGACAUAAACUGUCUGCUAAAUACAUUAAAAAAGUGGAAUACAAAUGUACACUGUGAGGCGGGGCUGCUGCGGAAUGCGGUAGUUUUGCUCACAAUCCUGCGCGAUCUCGUACUCCGUUUAGUUCAGACUUUGUCAGCUCGCAAGUUUUCUGGAAGUAUACAAAUCCCCAGAGGAUAUCGGUUACCAAAACUCUUACCAAAAGAUCACAGAAAAGCGAAUGAAUCUGUUGAAGACCCUUCGGAUACAUGAACAGGCUUGGCCAAGGCUGACUGUAGGUCCGUGUCGGGAAUUUGCCUGCUCUCUGUCCGCUACCACUCAAAUUUCAGCCGAAAGGCCGGCAGCAAAUUGAAUUCUUAAUUUGAAUUUUGGGUGUGUAAACGUGUUCCGGCUCACGGUAUAUACAGUAUAUCCGUGACAAAUGUCUUCUGGCAUUUCUUCCUUCCGGCGAGUCUGUGAAAAUAAAUGCGUUGAUGAGGUUGGUGUAUACCUGCAACAUUUAUACCAAGGAAUCAACACUUAGUUCAAGCAAACUUUGGUUCUGCACUUCUAUACGGUUGCAUUUAAACAAAUUUGGAAAUACUGGUGAAGGCCUAAAAAGGUCACUUGGUAGCUAUAUCCAACAUUACACAGGCUUUUAAACAUGGAUUAGCUCUUGACAAAAAUAUAAAAUGGGGAAUUUUUGUUGUGGAAAUCCUUCUCACCAUAGUGAACAAGAACCUGGAUUGCAAAAUGAGCGGGAAGCUUUAUUAAGUUCAUGCAGCUCAUGUGUUGUUAAUGAACAGAUAACGUCUUCACAGAACUCUGUUUUCAGCCAGAAUAUGAGUCAACUGCAAAAUAAAAUUGGCAGUGCUGGUAUUUGCAAUAAUGGUGCUGUUGCAACAAAGAGUUUCCCCCUAAGAGCUUCAACUCAGACUGGACCUGAUUUGAAAGUUGUGCAGGAUGAAAAGGAUGACUCUCUACACACUGCACAGCGGAUAGAAAGUGAAAGUAAUCUUCAGAAACCUGCUGGCAAAGUUCAGGAUACCAAUGCUACACAGGAAGUCAAACUAGCAUAUACUGUGAACGGUAUCACAAGUGCAGAAGAUCACCAAAUUGAUUCUAAUUCUUGGAAAAGAAUAAGCACUUCUGAGAACCCUGAAAAGGAGGAGAAAUAUGUUCACAUUGAAGCAAUGCAAAAAACUAUGAAAAACAAUGAAAGAAAGGAGGUGGUUGAUACUGUGUCACAAAAAUGUCAGAGCAACUUGUUAACACAAUCUGCAGUUGGAACAUACUCCUCUAUUAUGGACAAUUCAGCAAGCGCUGCAAAAAGAGCAAGAAUUUUUCAAGGCAGUAACUGCAAUGCUAGUAGCCUCAAAGAGGAGGAUGGAGAAGCAGAAAUGGUCUUGGAUGAGGAUGAAGAGAGAGCCAAGACAUUUCAAAAUAAACAAUCUGAUUGUAGAAUGGAGGAAAUGAACAAUUGCCAGCCAAAUGAUGAGCUCAUUUGUGCAAGUGCACAAGUUAUUGAAUUGGUGUCAGACACUCCAGAACUGAAAGAAGAUCUCUCCAAAGAUGAAGGAAGCUUUUGGGAAGCAGGCAUCGCUGAAGAAACUGCUGAAAAUAUGAAGGCCUGCAAUCAAGAAUGCUUUGAUGGAGAGGAAGACCUUUACCGUGACGAAGCUGAGAUAGAAAAAGAAAAAAAUCAGAGAUUGACCUCUGAAAGUCAACCGGCAGCUGCCACAAAGUGGUCCACUGUUGAACCUGGUGUAGAUGUUUUGGAAUAUUGUGCCAGGGAAUGGAAGGGAAACACAGCAAAAGCACAACUAAUGAAAGAGGCAUAUGAAGCUGUACGUCAAACUUUCAGUUCUGUUAGAAGAGUUCGAGGUGAUAAUUAUUGUGCUUUAAGAGCUGCACUGUUUCAAAUAUUGAGUAAUGUUAAACUUCUUCCCUGCCUGCAACAAGAUGACCUAAUCCAGCUUCCAGAAAAGCUGAUUGCAGCAAACUACAUCUGGAUCAAGCAGUGGUAUUUUGGAGUUCAAGACUCUGGGAAUGAAAAUCCUGUGGAAAAACUGAUGGAAUAUUUGACAGUACUGAAACAACAGUGGAUACAGAUUUGUGAAAUUGAUUCUGUGAAAGAACGACAAGCUGUUUGUGAAGAGAUAUUCAAAAAUAACCAGGAAGAAUACAGGUUGUAUGAAGCUAUGAAAAUUCUCAUGUUGGCCAAGGCUAUUGAACUCAAGAAUGAUCAAGUGCAAGAAAAGGAAAUCCCUCUCUUCUGUUGGCUGCUAUUUGCUCGUGAUACUUCUGCUGAUCCUUAUCAGUUCAUGAAGAAUCAUUUGAAUCAUGUUGGUUACACUGGUGGACUGGAUCAGGUAGAAAUGUUUCUUCUGGGAUACUCCCUACAGUUAACUAUCAGAGUUUUCAGGCUAUACAAAUUUGGAACUGAUGAGUUUGUCACUUUCUAUCCUAAUGAUCAUAAAGAAGACUGGCCAAUGGUUACGCUAAUAACUGAGGAUGACAGACAUUAUAAUGUACCUGUGGAGAAUGCUCAAGUGACCCAAAUAUAAGAUGAAUUUCAUUGCAAUAUGUUAUUCCCUUGAUCUCGAAAUAAAUUGUUACACUUUUCAGUUGAUCUGAGCGUACUGCUUUUUAACCUUUUAAUUGUAGGGGGAGAAACUGCAGCAGAAAAUACAUAAACUGGAAAAUGUAUGGCUCAAAGUUUAAGAAAUAAGCUUCUGUAAAUAAAAGGGGUUGACUGCCCGAACCUGUCAGCCAGAGGAGCAAGCAAAAUAAAUUUAAAAUGGUAGAUUUGUUGUUAUGCACUUCUGCUAUCCAUUUACAUUUUGUGAAAUGAUUGACUAAAUCUAUAUAGAAGUCAGAAAAUGCCAUUUUAAGUGUUUCUUGGGUAUGGUGUAAAUAAGCAUUAGUGAUUAAAUACAACUGUUGCAAUGCAUAA
Messenger RNA from Stegostoma tigrinum, 3085 nucleotides. RefSeq names its product ubiquitin thioesterase otulin-like. Gene Ontology annotation, biological process: protein linear deubiquitination. The coding region runs from base 822 to 2696 and encodes 624 amino acids. Gene Ontology annotation, cellular component: cytoplasm. Gene Ontology annotation, molecular function: cysteine-type deubiquitinase activity. Lineage: Eukaryota; Metazoa; Chordata; Chondrichthyes; Orectolobiformes; Stegostomatidae. The record is from RefSeq and is a predicted model, not a curated record. The transcript has 11 exons.